Messenger RNA from Daucus carota subsp. sativus, 3478 nucleotides. Its product is annotated as flowering time control protein FPA. The coding region runs from base 306 to 3071 and encodes 921 amino acids. The transcript is spliced from 4 exons. The record is from RefSeq and is a predicted model, not a curated record. Gene Ontology annotation, molecular function: RNA binding. Lineage: Eukaryota; Viridiplantae; Streptophyta; Magnoliopsida; Apiales; Apiaceae.
ACAGAUUUUUUUUUUUUAUUUACGAAACACAGAAGUUUAUUUUGCCAAAAGAAACGAAAACGUAUCUGAAAAAACAGUAUAUACACGCAGAUUGGGUGAAUCCGAUGACACAACACAAACCCUAAUUCAAUUCAACCACCCCCUCAUAUCUCUAACCCUCCCUUGUCAUCGUUCCUUUAUAACCCCCUGCUCCCUACCAGUUGCACUAUAAAUCAAUCAAAUUAUACAUACAGCGUGUUUGUAUCUAUCUGCUGAUUUGAUCUCAGCAAUUCAACGGCUUUGUCGUGAAUUGAAGUCAGAUAAUUAUGUCUGGCAGAGGAGGAAGGGAGAGAUCUAGAAGAGACUAUCCUUCGAGAUCCGAAGAGAGGAGUCAUCAUGGUCGUAGCAGUGCUCCGCCGUCAAGGCAUCUUUGGGUGGGAAAUUUGUCUCAUAAUCUAUCGGAGAGGACUUUGAAGGAACACUUUCUACGGUUUGGUGAGCUCGAGAGUCUUGCUUUUCAACCUGGUCGUAGCUAUGCUUUUGUUAACUAUAAGCAUGAUGAAGAAGCGUUUGCUGCAAUUAGAGCACUUCAAGGAUUUUUUGUAGCAGGAAAUUCGCUUAAGAUUGAGUUUGCAAAGGGGGAGAAGUCAUCAUCUUCGUCAGUUGAUGAAGAGUACUUGCUUCGGCGAGAUGAUCAACGGUCCGCUGUUAGAGGAUCACCAUAUCAUCACAGGGAACCUAGAGCACAUCGCUCUAGCCCUGAUCCGUCUUACCCUAACAAAUCCAAGAUGGAUGAUAAAAGUGUAGAACCUAGUGAAGUGUUAUGGAUUGGAUUCCCUGCUCUACUGAAGGUGGAUGAAAUAAUUUUAAGAAAAGCAUUUUCACCAUUUGGUGAGAUUGUAAAGAUCACAGCAUUUCCUGGUCGGAGCUACGCCUUUGUCCGCUUUAGAAAUGUGAUGUCAGCCUGCAGGGCUAAAGAUGCUCUUCAUGGAAAGUUAUUUGGCAAUCCUCGUGUGCAUAUUUGUUUCGCAAGGAAUGAAUCUAGUGGAAGGAAUCCAUUGAAUGCCCCUUCCUCCCCAAGUGCAAGGUCAUAUGGACGUAUGGAGCCUGAGAACUUCAGACAUGAUAGAAAUUAUGAGAACAUAUCUGGGGAUCCCAGCAUGAGGUCCCCUCGUUUUAUAUCCGAUAUGGAAUCCAGGGAUCCUGAUAUUUUACCUUUCCAGAGGAAGGGUAAUAUAUGGCCAGUUAAUAAUGGUGCAUUUGAACAGGGUUUCCAGGAUCUGGGUCCAGAAAUGGGACCUCCACGGGGUGUAUAUGAACAUCGAGCUAGUUCUCCAAGAGAUCGAGGUGCCCGCUUUCGUGAUUAUUCUCCACAAAAUUUUCCCCGACAGGGUCAACUAUAUGAUGAUGCUUGGGACUUGCCAGAAGAUGCAAUGCUUUUUCAUGAAUCUAAGAAACUAAAGACCAAUCCAUUUCCGCAUGAACAUGAACUUCCGGAGUUUCCUUUCCGUGAUCCUGAACAAGUAAAACACGUGUUACCAAGAAUACCCGAUUAUCACCGCCGUGAUGCCUUUGAUAAGAGUUUUGAUUCUGGUUCCUUUGGGGGUGAACAGAUCCCUGAUCGAGCGAUAAAUUUAACUCAACCAUAUAGUGAGAGGAGCGAACACUGGAAUACACCAUAUGAAAGUUUGCAGGUUGGAUCUCUGCCACUGCCUCCAAAUCAGGUUGAUCGGAAGAGACCAACUCCUGAAUUACAUCAGCCUUCUUCAAAUGAAGUUUGGAAAUGGGAAGGAACUAUUGCAAAAGGAGGAACUCCAGUUUGUCGUGCUCGCUGUUUUCCGGUGGGGAAGAUGCUUGAUAUGAUACUGCCUGAUUUUCUCGAUUGCACAGCAAGGACUGGUCUAGACAUGCUAGCAAAGCAUUACUAUCAAUCUACCAGUGCCUGGGUAGUAUUUUUUGUUCCUGAAACUGAUGUCGAUAUUUCAUUUUACAAUGAAUUCAUGAAUUAUUUGGGGGAAAAGCAGAGAGCUGCAGUUGCUAAAAUUGACGACAACACCACUUUAUUUCUUGUUCCUCCUUCAGAUUUCUCCGAGAAAGUACUUAAAGUUCCGGGGAAACUUAGUAUUUCUGGUGUUAUUUUGAGAUUAGAAACUCCUGGUCCCAGUAUUGACUCUCAUAAUAUGCAUGAGAGGAAAGACACAAAUUUUGGGUCUUUUCAGGGGGAUACAUCUUACCCAAGGCAAAUAUCACCUUCAGAGUCAUAUGCCUCAACGGCCCCUUAUCCAAAUCAUGUGAACCCUGGAGUAAAUAAUCUACCUUUUCAUGGAAAAUUGCCCGCCCCGCCCCCAUCUUAUGCAGGCCUCAUUCAUACAGAUAGAACUCUUCCAGACACCAUGAAUGAUGACAGGCAUAUCAAUAAGCAAAACCCGCCGCUGGGGCAGAACUGGCCUGUUCACAAUCCACAGAAUCCUAAUGCUGGUGCUAGAAAUAUAACACAACCAUCCAGUAGUGCUUUUGAUUCUGUCAAUCAAGGAUACAACCCUGCCACACCAAGGGCCGCACCUCAGACAAAUUUUGCGAACUACACUACCGGGUUUUCUGGUACCCCUUACCCUGGAAGCAGUAAUCCCUCUCAUGAUACAAAUCCACCAUCUUCUUCGUCUCUGCUUGCUGCGGCACUUCAACCAGAAAAACUUGCACAGUUGGCAUCAUCACUUCUUGGGCAGCAAAGGCAAACUGGGGUUGUGUCAGCAGGCCAAGAUUUCAGGCAGUCAAGCAGCACAAGUCAAUCAGAGCACAUGUAUAGGCCACAGCAGAAUAUUUCUGUGUCAAGCAAUCAGGUAGCUUCUGAUUAUCCACCAUCUCAGUUCAGUCAGCAACAACAGGUUCAACAAUAUCAGCAGCAUCAGACAUCAAAUGUCCCUGCAGCUGCCCCUCCGAGAGAGCUUUCAAAUGUCACACCUGGGAAUCAACAGAAUCAAAAUGCUGGUACGCAAGAGGAUGGAGAUGCUGACCCUCAGAAACGUCUACAAGCUACAUUACAGUUGGCAGCAGCUCUUCUUCAGCAAAUUCAGCAAGGGAAACAAAACUAAUGAACAGGGAUGCAUGCUUGUUGGAUUUAUUCCAGUUACAAUCUUCUUUAAUUAGUGAUAAUCUGAUGCUGCUCUGAUACUUUACUUUAAGACAAGUCAUAUUCAUUUAUUUGCUGUUAGUAGAUUGUAGAUAUGAUAUUUCCUGUUAAACUUUUGUUUCUGCAAGACCUUACUGGAUUUCAGAGGUUCGGACUAGUUGAAGUUCUGAGCACAGGGUCAAUUCUCUGCGUAAAAGCUGUGUUACCGACUAGGCAAUGUCUGUCUGGGUGUAGCAUCGGGUAGUUGUGUUCUUUUCUAAGAAAAAACAAGUGUAACACUGCCCAUUUACAUCACUCCGUGGUUUCAAACUUUCAGUUAAUACGCAUUCUGUUCAACUGAUGUAUAUCAGGCGAAUUACCAGUUACUCA